This is a messenger RNA of Magnolia sinica, 1607 nucleotides long. Its product is annotated as G-type lectin S-receptor-like serine/threonine-protein kinase At1g11330. The coding region runs from base 294 to 1592 and encodes 432 amino acids. NCBI's taxonomy places the organism in Eukaryota, Viridiplantae, Streptophyta, Magnoliopsida, Magnoliales, Magnoliaceae. The transcript is spliced from 6 exons. Gene Ontology annotation, molecular function: protein kinase activity; ATP binding. The record is from RefSeq and is a predicted model, not a curated record. Gene Ontology annotation, biological process: protein phosphorylation.
CUAUAAUUACAAGAUUUGUGCUGGACGUGUCCGGGCAUAUCAGGCAAUUGUCAUGGCUGGAGGUUUCCCAAAGUUGGAAUUUAUUUUGGUCUCAACCAAGAGAUGAAUGUGAUAUUUAUGCUUAUUGUGGGGCUUAUGGUAGCUGCAACAACCGUACGUUGUCUUGCAAGUGCUUGCAUGGAUUUGAGCCUUACUCUUGAAGAGAUUGGGAUUCUGGUGACAGGUCCAAGGGAUGCGUGAGGCAAACAGAAUUGAAGUGUGGGAAUCGAAAUGGGUUCUUGCGGUUGAGUGGCAUGACAUUGUCAGCCCCUACUCAAGUUCUAGAGAAUUCAAGCCUCAGCCUAAAAGAUUGUGAAGUCGAGUGCAGGAGAAACUGCACUUGUACUGCUUACUCUUCCAAUCAUGAUAACAGAACCGGAUGUUACUUGUGGAAUGAAGAGUUGAUGAGUCUUCGUGAGAACUCUGGCAAUGUCCCUGAUUUUUAUGUUCGUCUUGCUGCUUCAGAGCUUGAUACACCUACUGACUCUCGACCACAAGUCAAUACACCUACUGACUCUCGACAACAAUUCACUAUAAAUGACACAGGAAAGAAGAAGAGGCAGCAAGUAAUCACUGCAGUAACACUCACUACGUCCAUCCUAUUAUUGGGCUCUGUUACGUGUUAUUUCUGUAGGCGAAAGCUCAUGCCUAAAGGGAAGCAGGAAAGAAGCCAAGAAGUAUUGUUUCAUCAGUUACGAAAUAAUGGGUCAGAUGACAGGGAAUCGAUCAAUGCAAACAGGCUCAGAGAAGGGAGGAGGAAGGGUCUGGAGUUGCCGUUAUUCAGUUUUGCAAGUGUAGUAGCUGCUACAGAUAACUUCUGUCCAACAAAUAAGCUUGGGCAGGGCGGUUUCGGCCCUGUUUAUAAGGGUAAGUUGCACGAGGGACAAGAAAUCGCAGUGAAAAGGCUUUCAAGAAGUUCUGGACAAGGCCAAGAAGAGUUCAAAAAUGAGAUUAUACUUAUUGCCAAACUCCAACACAUGAAUCUUGUAAGGCUUUUGGGUUGUUGCAUUGAAGGAGAAGAAAAGAUACUGCUCUACGAGUACAUGCCCAACAAAAGCCUGGAUUUCCUCCUCUUUGAUCCAACCCAAGGAAAGCUUUUAGAUUGGGGAAAACGCAUCCACAUCAUUGAUGGAAUUGCUCAAGGGCUUCUCUAUCUUCACAAGUACUCCAGAUUAAGAGUUAUUCACAGAGAUCUUAAAGCCAGUAACAUUCUCUUGGAUGGUGAGAUGAAUCCCAAGAUAUCAGACUUUGGCAUGGCGAGAAUUUUCGGGCGAAAUGAAUCAGAGGCAAAUACAAAUAGGGUUGUUGGAACUUAUGGUUAUAUGUCUCCCGAGUAUGCAAUGGAGGGCCUUUUCUCAGAGAAAUCUGACGUCUUUAGCUUCGGAGUCUUACUUCUAGAGAUUGUCAGUGGCAAGAAGAACACCAGCUUUUAUCAUUCCGAUAGGUCUCUAAACCUUCUUGGAUAUGUGAGUAACCAGAACAAAUCUACCAUCUUGGUUACAUGUUUCAAAACACCUUGUUUUUGUUUCGUUUUGGAAUCUGACAAUGACUAACAACCAAGAAAGAUG